Dunckerocampus dactyliophorus (ringed pipefish) is the source of this 931-nucleotide messenger RNA. RefSeq names its product segment polarity protein dishevelled homolog DVL-3. Gene Ontology annotation, biological process: canonical Wnt signaling pathway; intracellular signal transduction. Gene Ontology annotation, cellular component: cytosol. Bases 207 to 629 code for a protein of 140 amino acids. Gene Ontology annotation, molecular function: frizzled binding. The transcript is spliced from 6 exons. Lineage: Eukaryota; Metazoa; Chordata; Actinopteri; Syngnathiformes; Syngnathidae. The record is from RefSeq and is a predicted model, not a curated record.
CUUGCACCUUUCACGGCUGCAAAUGAGGACGUAAUGUGGUAACGUGUGUGUGUGUGUGUGCGUGUGUGUGUGUGUGUGUGUGCAGUCUGGUGACGUUAACGGUGGUCAAGUGUUGGCACGCGAAGCCUCCAAGCGUUUUCAGGCCGCCAAGAGGUGAGCCAGUCCGUCCCAUUGACCCCGCCUCAUGGGUGUCUCACACGACUGCCAUGACAGGGAAGCUCCUCCCCCAUUACGGCGAAGAUGAGCAGCUGAACGUACACAGCGACAUGGCGGCCGUCGUCAUGGCAAUGAUCAAUCCGGAAUCGGGGGUGGAGGUUCGCGACAGGAUGUGGCUCAAGAUCAUCAUCCCGAACGCGUUCAUCGGUUCAGACGCGGUCCACUGGCUGCACCAGAACCUCCAAGGCUUCACGGACCGCCGUGAGGCUCGCAGGUACACCGCCAAGCUGCUAAAGCGCGGCUACAUCCGCCACGCCUUCAACAAGGUGACCUUCUCGGAGCAGCGCUACUACAUCCUUGGAGAUCUGGCCUUGACGGCGCUGCUGGACCAACACGAUGACGCCUACCUGUGGCCCCUCCCCCGGCCAGCUUUGGAAGGAAGCCACAGCAGCAACAAGGAGGCAGCCGACUAAACAGGAAGUUGGCGUGACAAAAGACCUCAAGGUCCUUUUUAUCCAAUCACAGCUCUCCACCUCCCGUCAGCCCUCACCCUCGACCACACAGACCAGUACGACCAAGAGGACCAGUGUGAUCGUUGAACUAAUGUUAAUGAAGCUGCUAUGAUGUCACUCAACCACUAGCACUUUGUCCUAAUGAAUCCUUGUCACAUGACUGUUGUCUUCUAUGUUUGAAUAUGUUAUUGAUGCAUCCACCUUUGCUUAUUGUUUGUUACCAAGUCAACUGUUUGAAUUUGAAGAAAUAUUUCCUGAUCAAA